This is a messenger RNA of Cheilinus undulatus (humphead wrasse), 1700 nucleotides long. It is a transcript of the gene noxo1a, whose product is annotated as NADPH oxidase organizer 1a. The record is from RefSeq and is a predicted model, not a curated record. Gene Ontology annotation, molecular function: phosphatidylinositol binding; superoxide-generating NADPH oxidase activator activity; protein binding. Lineage: Eukaryota; Metazoa; Chordata; Actinopteri; Labriformes; Labridae. The coding region runs from base 44 to 1630 and encodes 528 amino acids. The transcript has 8 exons. Gene Ontology annotation, biological process: superoxide anion generation.
CACACUUUGACUAUUCAGCACGAUCUGAUUUAUCCACUUCACCAUGGAGGGGCAGAGGUAUCCCAUCAGUGUCAGUCUGAUUGGAGUGAUGCACAAGGAGAAGAGCAAAAUGUACAUGACUUCUGUGCUUUGGUCGGACCAGAAUGACAUCGUUGUUUACAGAACUUUUCCGGAUUUCGUGAAAAUGCACAAAGAACUGAAGAAAGCAUUCCCAUCUGCAAACAAACUCAAAAAAUCCGACAGAAUCAUCCCCAAAUUUAGAGCCAUGAAGAUGAAGCGCAGCAGCAAUAAGAAGGGUCCCUCCAAGUCACUCGUUCGGCUCAAAUCGUUGCAGAAAUACUGCAGUGAACUUCUAAACUGCGACCCCAGAGUGUCUCAGUCUUCAGUGCUCAUCCAGUUCUUCCACCCCAAAGAGCAGGACCUGCACCCCGAGUUCUCCAAGAACAGCAUCAUGAUCAUGCCUUCAGAGGAUGAAGUCAGGGCCAACGGUGGUGGCGGUAACGUGACCCAGCCGUUCGUCACAGAGACAUACAGGUGUGUGGCGCCGUAUGAGACCAAAGACACCAAGAACAAACCUUUCAAAGUGGCGCUGGAUGAAAAAGUGGACGUGCUCAUCAAGGACAAAGCAGGGUGGUGGCUGGUGGAGAAUGAAGACAAACGCAUGGCCUGGUUUCCUGCACCUUACCUGGAGAAGAUGGAGAGUGAUGAUGAUGAUGAUGAUGAACUGGAUGGGAAUCCUGACAGAGGAGCACUGUACUGUGCAGUCAAGAGCUACAAGGCCACCAAAGAUGACGAGAUGACUGUUACCAUCGGUGCAGUGGUGGAGGUCCUACAGAAGUCUGACAACGGCUGGUGGCUCAUCAGAUACAACGGUAAAGCAGGCUACAUUCCCUCUAUGAACCUACAGCCGUACAACUAUCCUCACCUCCGCAUGACACCAAAUCAGCAAGACGUCCCUCCCUCCUCCCCGUUCUUGGCUCCAAACUUAGAGCAGCAGUCACACCAGUUUAGCCACUCUCAAGGAAACUUGCUGCUGCCUCCACCUGUCAGGUCAUCCUCGCCACGCCCACUCCAAGCAGAGAGCAGGCAGAUGUCACGCUCUCUCAACGUCUUGUCUGACCAACCUCCUCCUCCUCCACCAGCCAGAGCCAGGACCCCAAAUCCUCAGUCAACUUCUAGAGCUGCCAUCAUGCCGACGGCCACCAAUCGUCCCGCUCCUCCUGCAAUCAUGGUGGAGAUGGACGGAGAGGACGCACAAGGCGGCAGGAGCUGGAGAGAGAGCGAGGGGAGCUUAUCCAACGACAGCUCUGACUUCAGCUUCAGUGACGACCUCAGCUCCUCCUCGGCGAGUUCCACCUUCAACCUGAGUCCAACCAGCAACGAUGACCAGCUGCGUCUUAGCCGUACCCCUCCUCCGCCAUCCAGAAACCGCCUGAGCCCGACAAGCGGCCAGGAGGGGAGACUGAUGCCCAGCAUCUCUGAUCCAAACCUCUACAAGAGCCCGUCAACACCCAAAAUACCACCAAGACCGCAGGCCCAGGAGAUCCUUAAACGGUGCACCACUGUCACCCGCAAGAACGCAGCACGAGGCGGAGCCUCGCCCACACCACCUGAGAUUCUGAGUCGAUGAAGUUUCUAUCAAUGCCAGCAUUGGCUUUAGGAAAAGAGUCAAAGGAUGGACUGAUAGAACUUGCAGAAGA